AAUAUGCAGCUAAGGGUGGUCCAGAAUUUUUCUUCAUUGUGAAUAUACAGGUACCAGGUUCAACAACAUACAGCCUUGGUCUCUACUAUAUGAUGGACACUCCAAUAGAAAAUGCACCCUUGCUGGAGAGUUUCGUCAAAGGAGAUGAUGCUUAUAGAAAUUCAAGUUUCAAGCUCAUACCGUACAUAUCCAAGGGACCAUGGUUAGUCAAGCAGAGUGUUGGGAAGAAAGCAUGCAUUGUAGGUCAAGCACUUGAAAUUAAUUAUUUUCGGGGAAAGAACUACUUGGAGCUUGAUAUCGAUGUUGGCUCUUCUACUGUGGCAAGGGGAGUCGUAAGCCUUGUUGUUGGAUAUCUAAACAACCUUGUCAUUGAAAUGGCGUUUCUUGUCCAGGCCAACACAACAGAGGAGCUUCCUGAAUAUCUUCUUGGAACAUGCCGUCUUAAUCAUCUCGAUGUCUCUAAAGCUGUUCAAGCGAAACCAUGAUCUAUGUAUGUGUGUGUAUAUAUAGGUUACUCCAGAUUUGCAUAGGCAACAUGGACGAUACCGAUAUAGAACUGCAAAAGCUUUACGAAAGUGACUAUUCUUUGAUUCAAUCAAAUAGCAUGCCAGCAGUCUGCUGCAUUGGUGUCAGCUGUAUAGUUUGCAGAAAUACACAGUUUUUACUAAAUGGUGAACUCAAUUGUGAGGAUAUGCUUUUUUUCUUAAGGAAAAUAUGCCUUUUUUUUUUUCUGACUGUUUGUAAUGUACUCAAAGAAAUAAGAGAAUAGUGACACGAAGGAAUUUUUAUUAUUGAA
Nicotiana attenuata is the source of this 796-nucleotide messenger RNA. RefSeq names its product protein ENHANCED DISEASE RESISTANCE 2-like. The transcript is spliced from 5 exons. The record is from RefSeq and is a predicted model, not a curated record. NCBI's taxonomy places the organism in Eukaryota, Viridiplantae, Streptophyta, Magnoliopsida, Solanales, Solanaceae. The annotation marks the transcript as partial.